Molecule: messenger RNA, 1689 nt
Organism: Medioppia subpectinata
Lineage: Eukaryota; Metazoa; Arthropoda; Arachnida; Sarcoptiformes; Oppiidae
Source: the annotation of a GenBank genome assembly
CAUGUGUUCACAAAUCCAUUACAACUCUCAAAGUUUUUUCAUUCACUCAAUUGAAACACAAUUUUCUGAAAUAACAAACAAUUGUUUCAUCACUUGUUUUGUUGGCCACAGAUAUCACAGUAUAUAAAGUAAUUGUCGUUUCUUAACGUUUUGUCAACAUUUAAGACAAUCGCUUAAGACAUGGAGAAUAAAGACGUUAACAACGAGGCAAAGAGCGGUGAGAAUCCGUCGAAGAAGGCGCUGAAGAAACAGCAAAAGGCGGCCGAAAAGGCAGCGAAGAAGAGCGAGAGAGCAGAUAAUGUGAGAAACGAUGGCAACGCUGGCGAUGCCGGCGAUGAAGAGGAUGUAUCCAAAGGAUUGUACGGAUUGUUACCAAUGAUUCAAUCGGUCGAUCGGCCGAAACGCCAAUUAAUUGCUGUCAAAGACGUCGACAAAGCAUUGGAUAAUCAGUCGAUUUGGUUGAGAGGAAGACUACACACGAGUCGUGCCAAAGGAAAGCAAUGCUUUUUUGUCUUAAGACAACAACACUAUAGCAUACAAUGUUUAGCCGCUGUCUCGCAAACCACAUCCAAAUCAAUGGUUAAAUUCAUUGCUUCCGUUAACAAAGAGUCGAUUAUAGACGUGGAAGGAGUGGUCCGAUCGGUUCCCACACCAAUCGAGAGCUGUUCCCAACGAGAAGUGGAAAUACAUGUCAAUCAACUAUUCGUUGUCAGCAGUUCUGAACCAAAACUUCCGCUUCAGAUCGAAGACGCGGCUCGACCUGAGGCCGAGUGCGAGUCCGCCGAUGGACUGGCAAUCGGUGUGAAUCAGGACACGAGACUCAAUAACCGAGUCCUCGAUCUGCGAACGCCUACGAGUCAAGCGAUCUUUCGUAUUGAGGCCGGAGUCGGCAAACUCUUCAGAGACUCACUCGAAGGCCGCGGCUUUGUUGAGAUCCACACACCGAAGAUCAUAUCGGCCGCGAGUGAGGGCGGGGCCAAUGUCUUCGAAGUCACUUAUUUCAAAGGCAGCGCAUAUUUGGCUCAAUCGCCGCAACUCUACAAACAGAUGGCAAUCGCCGCUGAUUUCAAUCGGGUCUAUACUGUGGGCGCUGUGUUCAGAGCGGAGGACUCCAACACUCACAGACAUUUGUGCGAAUUUGUUGGCCUCGACUUCGAGAUGGCUUUCGAAUACCAUUACCACGAAGUACUCGAUGUGAUCGGUUCCCUAUUCGUCGACAUUUUCAAAGGACUCGAAUCGCGAUACAAGGAUGAGAUCGCGGCCGUCGGCCGUCAGUUCCCGGCGGAACCGUUCAGAUUCCUCGAACCCACGCUUCGGCUGGAGUUCGCAGAAGGCGUUGAAAUGCUUCGCGAAGUGGGCGUUGAGAUGGGCUCUGAAGACGAUCUGACGACUGCUAACGAGAAACUGUUGGGAAAACUGGUGAAAGACAAAUACGACACCGACUUCUAUAUUUUGGACAAAUUCCCGCUCGCCGUCCGUCCCUUCUAUACAAUGCCCGACCCCUCCAAUCAGAAAUAUUCAAAUUCAUACGAUUUGUUUAUGAGAGGCGAAGAGAUCAUGUCUGGCGCCCAACGAGUACACGACCCGCAGUUUCUGGUUGAGAGGGCAACCCAUCACGCGAUUGAUUUGAACGGAAUUAAGGGAUACAUCGACUCAUUCCGUUACGGCUGUCCACCGCAUGCGGGCGGA